GUGAAUCUCUUGGCCUUUGGAGUCAUCAUGUUUAAGGUGUAUCGACACACUGCUGUGAAAAAGCCUGAAAUCAGCCACUAUGAAAACAUCAGGUCGUGCGCUCGGGGUGCCAUGGCUUUACUGUUCGUGCUCGGCGCCACCUGGACCUUCGGCGUGCUGCACAUUCUCCACGAGACGACCCUGACGGCUUAUCUGUUCACCAUCAGCAACGCCUUCCAAGGAAUGUUCAUCUUCAUCUUCCUCUGUGUGCUGUCCCGAAAG
Messenger RNA from Austrofundulus limnaeus, 261 nucleotides. Its product is annotated as EGF, latrophilin and seven transmembrane domain-containing protein 1. Gene Ontology annotation, molecular function: G protein-coupled receptor activity. The record is from RefSeq and is a predicted model, not a curated record. Gene Ontology annotation, cellular component: plasma membrane. NCBI's taxonomy places the organism in Eukaryota, Metazoa, Chordata, Actinopteri, Cyprinodontiformes, Rivulidae. Gene Ontology annotation, biological process: adenylate cyclase-activating G protein-coupled receptor signaling pathway.